UAAAAAACAGCAAUCGCCUUAGUCACGAACGCCGUGAGCCGAUUUUUGGCUAAUAGCGCGCCCAUUGAGCGCAGCCCACCCAAUUACCCCAAGUGGAUGAGCACAGCGAAAUUUACUCGUAUUUACUUGGAUUAGUAUGUGGUGGUUGCAAAUCACUUGCAACCAAUAAAUCCAGCAAAACGGCGAACCAAAGCGAAUUUUCACACACCCAAACGCACCCACGCCUCUCAUUCAGCGUGCGGUCACCCACAGUUGUAACAAAAGUAAACAAAUUAACAAAAACAAUACAAAAAACCAAAUACGCACAGAAAAGUUGCAGCAGCCGAAGAAGCAGACUCAUUUUCAUUAUGAUCGUAGUAACAAUAUGCACCAGCGCCUCAGCAGCGCCCACAACAACUAUCAAUAGUCCCGCCAAUAAUACACAAGCCACACACGCACAAACAGUGACGGCAACAAGAAAAGCCAGCACGAGCGCAAAGAACAAGGCGGUGGGUGUGACGUUAACACAAAACACGAUAGAUGUGAGCAGCGGUGUAGUCUACACGAUGGCGCAAACAGCCAACGAGGGCUCGCGAAAACGGAAACGACACAGCAAACGUCACAGUAAUUGGAAUAUAGACACGUCCAAAGAUCUGCCAUGGGUGAAUCCUUGCGGUGGUUUCUAUGUGCCGUCGGCGACACAAAGUGGCAGUGCCAUGCGACGGAAGAACACAACAAAACAGAUUUUCAACAUGCUGAAAAAGUCGGCAGGCACCGAGUACAAGAAGUUGAAAGCCGGUCAACAAGAUAUUGAUAUAAGCAAUAUACAUAUUUGGUCGCUGCACAAUAAGACUUAUAAAUUUUUGCCCAAAUUGAAGCUCAACUCAACGAUCGCACUCAAACGGUGGUACCGAAACAUGCAAUCCUUUGUGGGUUCAUUCGCUUAUUUGCGCAGCAUACAGCGCGCCUGGGAUAUGGCCAAAUUGCAACGUGAAAAUAGCACAGGACGCGAACUGCGACGAUUAUUUAUCAGCGCACGCAACAUGUUGUGUGAAUUGGAGACGGCCAUCAAUGGCACAAUGCCCGCGCCGCGUAUGUUACGCGGCAGCGCGCUACCGCAAGUGACAAGCGAGCAAAUGAAUAAGCGCAUAAAGCUCUACACGAAGCGGCGCGUCGAAAGCAAUCCGCAUAUUGUGCAGGAGGCGAACACAAUCGAUCUAAUGUUCGUGAAAUAUUAUUACUACGAAUUUUUGAAGACCAUGUGGAAGGUGCUGCGCCAACAAACAAAGCGACGCGGUCAAAUUGCGCUGAUGGCCAAUCCAAAGGCGUUCAAUGAGGUCGAAAAGCACUUUGGCAGCAUUAGCAAAAACAAGCGUGUCAAGGGUCAGUUAGCGGCGCUAAAAACGGCGACAACGUCAGCGGAGCGCAGUGAUAGUGGUAGCAGCAGAGGCGCGGCAAAUAGGCGCAAAAGCUCGAAUGGUAGUGUAGUUGGUAGCAGAAGACGUUUAGCGCAUGCGCGCAACACGCGAAUUACGGGGAACGAAACAACUGAUGAGAUUGCCAAAAAUGCCAACCGUCUGGAUACCGAACCAGUACAGGAAAUACUGAAGCCGUUAAAAACGAUACACAUUGAAUUUUCCGAAGGCGCUGACAGACGAAUUAGAGGUGGAUUGGAAUGA
This is a messenger RNA of Bactrocera tryoni, 1658 nucleotides long. RefSeq lists its product as uncharacterized. The record is from RefSeq and is a predicted model, not a curated record. The transcript is spliced from 5 exons. Gene Ontology annotation, biological process: embryonic development via the syncytial blastoderm; cell surface receptor signaling pathway via JAK-STAT. Bases 348 to 1658 code for a protein of 436 amino acids. Lineage: Eukaryota; Metazoa; Arthropoda; Insecta; Diptera; Tephritidae.